GGAAGAAAUAAAAAACUUUCCCAGCAAGACAAACCCCUCAGCUGUACCUAAUUUAGAAACAAUUUAUUCAGCUUUGCUGUGAGGAAGAACAAACUGGAUGAAGCAAGUAUAAUAGCCAGGACACAGAAAUGAUAGAACAUAUUGGCUGUUGUUGUGAGCAGGGAGAGAGUAGACUUUAGUUCAGUCAGCCAAUCAACAGUCAGAAAAGUACCCUAAAGGAGAGAGAAUUACAAGCAUCCAGCAGAAGAAUGAAGAGUGUUGUAGGUGUGCUGGUGUUGCUGUUCUGCUGUCUGUCUGGGGCAUUGGCUCAACAGAACAGGGUUGAGGGUGCUGUGAAAAACACUGAAACCACCUGUCAUGCUGAUGUCCAUGCUGUGCUGAGAGAGAUGAGCGCUGCCAUGGCGGAGCAGAGAGUGGAGCUGAAACACACAGACACAGCUGCAAGCCCUGCAGGGCCAACUGAAAACCACUGAAAGACAAAUGGAGGAACUAAGAAAACAGAAUAAAGAGAGGCCAUAUGUGGCGUUUGCAGCUUCUUUGGGAGUGUCUGGAAACACUGGUCCCUUCAACACAGACAUCACAAUGAUCUACAAAAACAUCUUCACCAACACUGGCUCCGCCUACAAUCCAAAUACAGGGAUCUUCACAGCACCAGUGAGGGGAGUCUACUACUUCAGCUUCUCUGGUUGUAACGAUGCCUCCAAAGCAAUGGGUCUGCAGCUGUAUAAGAAUGGAGUCAAGCAGGUCACUGUUUUCAACCAUGACAGCGGUACCCGCUAUGAGACUUCCACCAAUGGGAUCUCUUUGGAGCUGGAGGUGGGAGUGCAGGUCUACGUGCGUCUCCUGAAAAAUACAUGGGUUGCUGAUAGUGACAACAACCACAACACUUUCAUAGGCCAUCUGCUUUUCCCACUCUUGUCAUCUGGUUGCCAACAGUAGGUUGCCAUGUGAUUCAAUUAUGAUUUAUAAUCUUCACAAUGCAUUGUUCAAUCUAUUGUUCAAUCUAGAAAUCAAUAAAGCUUUAGCCAUUCAA
Coregonus clupeaformis (lake whitefish) is the source of this 1033-nucleotide messenger RNA. Its product is annotated as complement C1q-like protein 2. Bases 481 to 939 code for a protein of 152 amino acids. The record is from RefSeq and is a predicted model, not a curated record. The transcript has 3 exons. Lineage: Eukaryota; Metazoa; Chordata; Actinopteri; Salmoniformes; Salmonidae. Gene Ontology annotation, molecular function: protein binding.